GAACGACAGCUCCAUUUCGAGAUCUACUAUUUGAAUUCUCCGAUCGCCGGUCGCCGGUUAGCCGUCGUCUUUCAGUUACACAGAGAUGGGGCUGUGUUUCACCAAACUUAUUAUUUGCCUCUUUGCUAAGAAAGAAAUGCGUAUUCUUAUGGUUGGUCUCGAUGAUGCUGGUAAAACCACAAUUCUCUACAAGCUCAAGUUGGGGGAAAUUGUUACCGCUAUACGUACUAGUGGCUUCAACGUGGAAACAGUUGAAUACAAGAACAUCAUCUUUACUGUGUGGGAUGUUGGGGGUCAGGACAGGAUUCGACCUCUAUGGAGGCAUUAUUUCCAGAACACACAAGGCCUCAUCUUUGUGGUUGACAGCAAUGACAGAGACCGUGUUGGUGAGGCAAGGGAUGAGCUUCAUAGGAUGUUAUAUGAGGAUGAACUAAGAGAGGCUGUGCUGCUUGUUUUUGCAAACAAACAAGAUCUUCCAAACGCAAUGAAUGCGGCUGAAAUCACCGAUAAGCUUGGACUUCAUUCUCUUCAUUCUCUUCAACAGCGGCACUGGCAUAUCCAGAGUACAUGUGCCACUUCUGGAGAAGGGUUAUACGAGGGACUUGAUUGGCUAUCGAACAAGGCUUAGAUCAUCAAUUAGACUCUGCUCUCGCUUGUCGCUCACUUACCUACAUCUGGAGUAUAGUUGUUAAACACCAUUUGGUUAUUUUGGAUAGAAAGAAGAUUAAUCUCUGAAAAAUAUUCUGCAUUUCUUUCCCUUUUCAUGUUUUUUCUUGUUAAUGAAAUCCCAUGG
Molecule: messenger RNA, 793 nt
Organism: Solanum tuberosum (potato)
Lineage: Eukaryota; Viridiplantae; Streptophyta; Magnoliopsida; Solanales; Solanaceae
Product: ADP-ribosylation factor-like
Molecular function (GO): GTPase activity; GTP binding
Source: RefSeq, marked provisional